AGAAUCAUUCUCCAAUUCUGUUUCCUCCAUUGCCCAUUUCUUCUGGAAGAUUGAAUUUUCGCGUUUGAACGAAAUAAAUCCUGAAGAAUUUUCUCUUUUUCUUUUUCUGGGCUUCUUUUUAUGUUUCUUUUUUUCCCCUUUUAUUGUAGUGGAGAAUGGAUGAGAAAUUCAGAGAGAGCCAGUUUUCAUCUGGGUUUUUGGUAAAAAGAAUGGAUAGAAGAAGAAGAAAAGGAAUUAUUUUGAGAGUUGAGGAAGCUUUGGAGUUGCUCAACGAUGUUGUAAAGGAGAAGCCUUUUCUUCCAUUUGUGAUUCCUUUGGUUUUGGUUGCUUGGGGCAUUGAGAAGUGGAUUUUCUCUUUCUCCAAUUGGGUUCCUGUUAUUGUUGCUGUUUGGGCAACUGUUCAGUAUGGGAGUUAUCAACGUCGAAUACUUGUCGAAGAAUUGACUACGAAAUGGAAGCGGCUAGUAAUGAACACCUCGCCCAUAACACCAUUAGAGCAUUGCGAGUGGCUGAACCGGCUAGUGACAGAAAUAUGGCCGAACUACAUUGGUCCAAAGCUCUCAACAAGGUUCUCAUCCCUUAUUGAGAAACGUCUAAAGCACAGGAAAUCAAGACUUAUAGAAAAAAUAGAGCUGCUGGAAUUUUCACUAGGUUCAUGCCCACCUGGCUUAGGUCUGCAGGGGACUCGUUGGUUGACUUCAUUUGAUCAGCGAAUCAUGCGUUUGGGAUUUGAUUGGGACACAAAUGAUAUGAGUAUUUUGUUGCUCGCUAAGCUGGCCAAACCAUUUCUUGGGACUGCACGGAUUGUUAUAAAUAGUCUACAUCUUAAGGGUGAUCUUCUGUUGAUGCCCGUUCUUAAUGGAAAAGCGGUACUCUACUCGUUUGUAUCGGCUCCUGAAGUGAGAAUAGGAGUUGCCUUCGGAAGCGGUGGGAGCCAAUCAUUACCUGCCACAGAGCUGCCUGGUGUUUCUUCUUUUCUGGUUAAAAUUUUCACUGACACCUUGGUCAAGACAAUGGUUGAACCCCGCCGGCGUUGCUUCUCUUUGCCAGCAGUGGACUUACAGAAAAGGGCUGUUGGUGGUAUUAUAUAUGUGACAGUCAUUUCAGCAAGUAAACUUUUUAAAAGUAACUUGAGAGGAAGUCCAUCCAGAAGGAAUGAGAAUCCUUCUGAUCGAAGUUCAGAAGAGCACUUGGUUGAUCACGAUUUGCAAACAUUUGUUGAGGUUGAACUUGCAGAGUUGACUAGAACAACCAAUGUGAGAACGGGGUCAUCUCCUAAAUGGGAUUCUACAUUUAAUAUGGUUUUACACGACGAAACAGGAAUUCUUCGAUUCAAUCUUUACGAGUCUACCCCAAGCAAUGUGAAAUAUGACUACUUGGCAAGCUGCGAAAUUAAGCUGAAGUAUGUGAAAGAUGACUCUACAAUGUUUUGGGCAAUAGGACCGGACUCCACUGUGAUAGCCAAGCAGGCUGACUUUUGUGGAAAGGAGGUUGAAAUGGUUGUUCCAUUUGAGGGGGUCAGUUCUGGGGAGUUGACAGUUAAGCUCGUCUUAAAAGAAUGGCAAUUUGCUGAUGGUUCACAUAGCUUGAAUAACUUCCGCCUUAGUACUCAACAAUCAUUAUAUGGAUCGUCAAAUUUUCUCUCAAGAACUGGAAGGAAAAUAAACAUAACUGUAAUGGAAGGAAAGGAUCUUAAUAUGAGAGAUAAAUCUGGGAAGUGUGGUCCAUACGUCCGAUUGCAGUAUGGAAAGGCCACUCAGAGAACGAGAACGGCGCGUGCUUUAAAUCCUGCCUGGAAUCAGAAGUUUGCAUUUGAUGAAAUUGGAGGGGGUGAAUACUUAAAGAUAAAAUGUUUUAGUGAAGAAACCUUUGGUGAUGAUAACAUUGGUAGUGCGCGAGUAAACUUAGAAGGACUCAUAGAGGGGACAGUCAGGGAUGUGUGGAUCCCUCUUGAAAAAGUCAAUUCGGGUGAACUAAGGCUUCAAAUAGAAGCAGUUAGAGUUGAAGACUCUGAAGGAGCAAGGGGUUCAGCGAUGGCCUCAGCAAAUGGAUGGAUUGAGCUUGUUCUCAUUGAAGCAAGAGAUCUUAUUGCAGCCGAUCUUAGAGGGACAAGUGAUCCAUAUGUUAGGGUUCAUUAUGGGAGCUUGAAGAGAAGAACGAAGAUUAUGUUUAAAACUUUGAAUCCAAAGUGGAAUCAAACUCUAGAGUUUCCAGAUGAUGGAAGUCCCCUAAUGUUGCAUGUCAAAGACCACAAUGCUGUACUCCCCACAGCAAGUAUAGGUGACUGUGUCGUCGAAUAUCAGAGAUUGCCUCCGAACGAGAUGUCUGAUAAGUGGAUACCCCUGCAAGGGGUGAGAAGGGGGGAAAUUCAUAUUCAAAUUACAAGAAAGAUUCCAGAACUACUAAAGAGGACCAGUUUGGAUUCUGAACCAUCCUUAACAAAAGCACACGAAACAUCUAGCCAGAUGAAACAGAUGAUGAUCAAGUUCCAGUCUCUCAUCGAAGAUGGCAAUCUCGAAGGAAUUUCGACAUUGUUGAGUGAAUUACAAAGCCUUGAGGACGUGCAAGAAGAUUACAUGGUUCAGCUUGAGACCGAGCAAACGCUUCUUCUAAACAAGAUAAAUGAACUUGGUCAGGAAAUUCUCAACUCAUCUCCUUCCCUAAGCAGAAGAUCAUCGGGAAGUCAAAACUAAUUCCUUCAUGCUAUUUGUAUCCUUCAGGGAUAUUUUCGCAUUCACAGUUAACCUCUAAAGAUAUAGUUCAUAUACAUAGUUUUCCUACUACAUAGUCCUUGAGCUAAUCUUGUAGCCAAGAAAAAGAAGUCCUUAAGUUAAUGUCAUGUUUUUGCUGCAUAUUUGUACACGGAUGCUUGUUUAAAUUCUUUUCUUUUUUUUUUUU
Morus notabilis is the source of this 2898-nucleotide messenger RNA. RefSeq names its product synaptotagmin-5. The record is from RefSeq and is a predicted model, not a curated record. Lineage: Eukaryota; Viridiplantae; Streptophyta; Magnoliopsida; Rosales; Moraceae. Bases 156 to 2693 code for a protein of 845 amino acids. The transcript has 14 exons. Gene Ontology annotation, molecular function: lipid binding.